GUGCUGGCUGCCGGGGCCCGCGGGUCCCCGCGCCUGGCCGGCUCGCGGCCGCGUGGGAGCAGCUGGGUUUGACGGCGUGGCCACUAGGCGACCAUGGCUACACACGGGAAGCUACGUCGAGAGCGAGGGCCGCAGGCUGACUAUGAGGCACAGGUCAAAGAGAUGCGCUGGCAGCUGGGUGAGCAACUGCGCUGCCUGGAGCUGCAGGGCGAGCUGCGGCGGGAGCUGCUGCAGGAGCUGGCUGAGUUCAUGAGGCGCCGUGCCGAGGUUGAGCUUGAGUACUCGCGGGGCCUCGACAAGCUGGUGGAGCGCUUCUCCGGCCGUGGAGGCCGCCUCGGGGGCGGCAGUCGGGAGCACCAGAGCUUCCGGAAGGAGCCGUCCCUGCUUUCGCCCUUGCACUGCUGGGCCGUGUUGUUGCAGCAGACACGGCAGCAGAGCCGGGAGAGCACAGCCCUCAGUGAGGUGCUGGGCGGGCCCCUGGCCCAGCGCCUGAGCUACAUUGCCGAGGAUGUGGGGCGCCUGGUCAAGAAGAGUAAGGAUCUGGAGCAACAGCUGCAAGAGGAGCUCCUGGAGGUGGUGUCAGAGCUUCAGAUGGCCAAGAAAACCUAUCAGGUCUACCACACGGAGAGCCUGAGUGCUGAGGCCAAACUCCGCGAAGCCGAGCGGCAGGAGGAGAAGCGGGCAGGACGAAGUGCUACCGCCACCACCACCAGCACCGAGUCCGGGCCACUCCGCAAGGGCUCCAUCAAGAAGGGAGGGCGGCUGGUGGAGAAGCGUCACGCCAAGUUCUUGGAGCACAAACUCAAGUGCACAAAGGCUCGCAAUGAGUACCUACUAAGCCUGGCCAGUGUCAAUGCCGCCGUCAGCAACUACUACCUGCGGGACGUCAUGGACCUGAUGGAUUGUUGUGACACAGGAUUCCACCUGGCCCUGGGCCAAGUGCUCCGGAGCUACACGGCUGCAGAGAGCCGCAUCCAGGCCUCCCAGAUGCAGGGCCUGGGCAGCCUGGAGGAGGCUGUGGAUGCCCUGGAUCCCGUAGGUGACAAGGCCAAGGUGCUGGAGGUGCAUGCUGUCGCCUUCUGUCCCCCGCUACGUUUCGACUACCAGCCCCACGAAGGGGAUGAGGUUGCUGAGAUCCGGGUUGAGAUGGAGUUGCGAGAUGAGAUUCUGCCCAGAGCCCAGAAUAUCCAGAGCCGCCUGGACCGCCAGACCAUCGAGACAGAGGAGGUGAACAAGACACUGAAGGCCACACUGCAGGCCCUGCUGGAGGUGGUGGCAUCAGAAGAUGGAGAUAUGCUCGACUCCUUCCAGGCCAGUCCAUCCACCGAGUCCCUCAAGUCCACCAGCUCGGACCCAGGGGCUCGGCAGGCUGGCCGGCGGCGGGGCCAACAGCAGGAGACCGAGACCUUCUACAUCACGAAACUCCAGGAGUACCUGAGUGGACGGAGUAUCCUUGCCAAGCUGCAGGCCAAACAUGAGAAACUGCAGGACGCCAUCCAGAGAGGUGACAGGGAAGACCGGGAGGUGACUUGGACCCAGUACACACAGAGAAAACUCCAGAAGAGCCGCGCCCCCCGCCCCAGCUCCCAGUAUAACCAGAAACUCUUCGGGGGAGACAUGGAGAAGUUUAUCCAGAGUUCGGGCCAGCCCGUGCCCCUGGUGGUGGAGAGCUGUGUCCGCUUCAUUAACCUCAAUGGCCUGCAGCAUGAGGGCAUCUUCCGGGUGUCAGGUGCCCAGCCCCGGAUCUCGGAGAUCCGUGAUGCUUUUGAGAGAGGAGAGGACCCGCUGGUGGAGGGCUGCACCGCCCAUGACCUGGACUCGGUGGCAGGUGUGCUGAAACUUUACUUCCGGAGCUUGCAGCCCCCCAUAUUCCCGCCAGACCUGUUUGGAGAGCUGCUGGCUUCUGCGGAGCUGGAGGCUGUGGCCGAGCGGGUGGAGCACGUAGCUGGCCUCCUGUCCCGGCUGCCUGGACCCGUGCUGGUGGUCUUGCGGUACCUCUUCACCUUCCUCAACCACCUGGCCCAGUACAGCGACGAGAACAUGAUGGACCCCUACAACCUGGCCGUGUGCUUUGGGCCGACGCUGCUGCCCGUCCCUGCUGGGCAGGACCCGGUGGCUUUGCAGGGCCGUGUCAACCAGCUGGUGCAGACCCUCAUCAUCCAGCCUGUACGGGUCUUCCCGGCCCCAGCCCAGCUGCCCGGCCCCAUCUAUGAGAAGUGCAUGGCCCCGCCUUCUGCCAGCUGCUUGGGGGAUGCCCAGUUGGAGGGCCCGACGGGGGACAACGAGUUGGAGCUGGAGCCAGGGACCUCAGCCCAGGAGGAGGACCUGGAGGGUGUCGUGGAGGCCGUGGCUUGCUUUGCCUACACGGGCCGCACGGCCCAGGAGCUGACCUUCCAGCGUGGGGACGUCUUGCGGCUACACGAGCGGGCCUCAGGCGACUGGUGGCGGGGCGAGCAUGCGGGGGCACGGGGGCUCAUCCCCCACAAGUAUAUCACUCUACCUGCGGGAGCGGAGAAGCUCGCGGUGGGCCAGGGGCUGCUGCCCGGCGGGGACCUGCUGAGCAGCUCAGAGGGGCUCCCUGUGGUGGAGCUUGUCCAGAGGCCAGAGCCAUGCACCCCACCCGAGAUCCCUCUUGGCAUCCCCGGGGGUCACUCCGGGCACCGACGGCCCUGCAUGGUCCCAGCAUCCCCGGAACGACAUGUGGAGGUGGAUAAGGCUGUGGCACAGACCAUGGACUCUGUGUUUAAGGAGCUCUUGGGGAAGACCGCCCUCCGUCAGGGCCUUGGACCGGGCACCAACAACUCCCCAAGCCCCGGGCCUCGCAGCCCGAAGCUUCCAGGCUGUGGGCGCCUGGGCAAGAACAAAGGCUUCUCGCGGGGCCCUGGUGCCCCGGCCUCACCCUCGACCUCCCAUCCCCAGGGCCUGGACUCACUCUUCAAGUCACACUGAAGGCUCACCUCAUCCUCUGCAGGCCCUGCCCCAGCCCAGGGCAAGACUGGCCGGGUGCCCCCAACCCUUUGCUUCUCCCUGGCCCUGUCCAGCAUACCUGCUCGUGACCCUCUGCAGAGAGGAGGAAGUGGCCUCUCCAGCUCCCCCCUGCCUUCCCCGCUCUGGUUUGGGCCCCUCUGGGAGGCCGCCGCGGAGGGAGGCAGGGGGCAGGUCCCUCCUGGCCCUGGGUGUGAGGGCUCGUGGCUGGUUGUCACCCUUGACAGCCAGCAGGUGGCGGGUGCCUUUGCUCAGCUGAGGGUGCCAGCCUGGUGGGGGUUGACAGGCAUUGGCAACCAUUCAUAAAAUCCUGUGCAUUGA
This is a messenger RNA of Dama dama (fallow deer), 3306 nucleotides long. It is a transcript of the gene ARHGAP4, whose product is annotated as Rho GTPase activating protein 4. NCBI's taxonomy places the organism in Eukaryota, Metazoa, Chordata, Mammalia, Artiodactyla, Cervidae. The record is from RefSeq and is a predicted model, not a curated record. Gene Ontology annotation, cellular component: cytoplasm. The transcript is spliced from 22 exons. Gene Ontology annotation, molecular function: protein binding. The coding region runs from base 94 to 2949 and encodes 951 amino acids. Gene Ontology annotation, biological process: negative regulation of cell migration; signal transduction.